This is a messenger RNA of Adelges cooleyi (spruce gall adelgid), 1307 nucleotides long. It is a transcript of the gene mRpL19, whose product is annotated as 39S ribosomal protein L19, mitochondrial. Lineage: Eukaryota; Metazoa; Arthropoda; Insecta; Hemiptera; Adelgidae. The transcript is spliced from 6 exons. Gene Ontology annotation, biological process: translation. Bases 348 to 1241 code for a protein of 297 amino acids. Gene Ontology annotation, molecular function: structural constituent of ribosome. Gene Ontology annotation, cellular component: ribosome; mitochondrial large ribosomal subunit. The record is from RefSeq and is a predicted model, not a curated record.
CAACAUUUUAUCAAUAAUCAGGUUUUUAUUAUCAAUAAUGGAUGUCCCAUUCUUUAAAAAUAGUAUAAUUUAUUGGAAGUUUUAACUGUGGUCUGCGGAGAGUCUUCAGUCCAGUUACAUUUUACCCAGUCUUCAUCCCAGGAGUCCGAAUGUUUUAAGAUUACACAGACUAAAGUAUAUUAUUUUUAUGUUGUGCCCUUUAAUGUUAAAAAUUAUUUGGUCAAUUGUCUAUACGAUAUAAUUACUCGGAAUAGUUUUGAAAAUGAGUAAACAUAAUAGCUGUUUAAAAAUAAAUACUUGCUAGUAUAUUUUAAAAUAAACUCAUUUUUAAGUAUCUUAAAAAAAUAAUGUUGCUAAACACUUUUAAAUUUUGUCGAGUCCAAUGUUCGGUUAUACAAGUAUGUCGAUCCUCUACUAAAGCCCAAUCAUUAGAUAACCAGCAGUUUUCCAAUGACAGUGCAAAAGAAAAACUAUCAAAACCUGAAAGAAAAUCAGUUGUUCCAUCAAAUUCCAGAUAUAUUUAUCCAGAAUUUUUACCUGAUCCUAAAAUGGAAUGGCGUAAUAAUUUGCGAGAAAAAUUGGAGCGUAUGGAUAUGAUUCACAGAAGAAAACAUAUAGAAAUACCAGAAUUUUAUGUUGGCAGUAUUAUGGCAGUCACUUCAUCUAAUCAACAUGCUCCUAAUAAAGCAACACGCUUUGUAGGAAUAUGUAUACAGCGUUUGGGAUGUGGUCUUAGGGCAAAUUUUACUCUUCGAAAUGUUAUAAAAAAUGUUGGUACUGAAAUGAAAUAUCAAUUGUAUGAUCCAACUAUUCAAAAGAUUGAGGUUUUACGAUUAGAAAAACGGCUAGAUGAUGAGUUGUUGUAUUUAAGAGAUGCUCCAAAUGAGUAUAGUACAUUUGAUGAAAAUAUGGAAAUAGAAUAUUUACCUGAAGGCGCGCCUAUUCCUGUCAAUACUACGAUUGUUAAGUUAAAACCUAGACCAUGGCGUGCUCGGUGGGAGAGAAAAGGCAUGAAAGGAUUAGCUGAUUUAGGGUUAGAAGAACGUUUCUAUAAACGUGCAGAGGAAUUAGCCACUCCUUGGGAAAAAUAUGAUUUAAUGAAACAAUACAGAAAAACAAUACCGGAAGAAGAACAAAAAGAAAUAUUUGCAGAGGUAUAUUCAGAACUUCAUGAAGUUGAAGUAAUGCGGAAGAAGAUGAAACGAAAGAAAGUUUUCAUUAAGCCUACUAAAACUGCAUAAACUGUAUUGUAGAAAAAAAAUUUUAAUAUAUAGAAAUAUAUCAUAUGGCUGAAAUUGUUACAUAAA